This is a messenger RNA of Hyposmocoma kahamanoa, 3029 nucleotides long. RefSeq names its product DNA repair protein REV1 (gene Rev1). Gene Ontology annotation, biological process: error-free translesion synthesis; error-prone translesion synthesis. Gene Ontology annotation, molecular function: DNA-directed DNA polymerase activity; damaged DNA binding; deoxycytidyl transferase activity. The record is from RefSeq and is a predicted model, not a curated record. Bases 1 to 2790 code for a protein of 929 amino acids. The transcript has a single exon. Gene Ontology annotation, cellular component: nucleus. NCBI's taxonomy places the organism in Eukaryota, Metazoa, Arthropoda, Insecta, Lepidoptera, Cosmopterigidae.
AUGAGUCGUCGAGGAAACUUUCCAGACAAUGGCUUCGAAGCCUGGGGCGGUUACAUGAACGCCAAGAUUGCGAAAUUGGAAGAACAAUUUUCACAUAGAAUAAAUAAGGAAGAAAACCAAGUGUCUCAUAUCUUCAGCGGCGUGAGUAUUUUCGUAAACGGGUACACUACACCUUCUGCUGACGAAUUAAAGACCCUCAUGUCUGUUCAUGGAGGUAUUUACCACACUUACCAAAGAAAUAAUGACUAUGUCAUUGCUUCAAAUUUGCCUGAUACUAAGGUAAAAAAUAUGUCACUAAGCAGAAUAGUGAGACCGGAGUGGAUAACUGAUAGUAUAUCAUCAAAUAGAUUACUGGAUUAUAGAGAAUAUUUGCUGUUCAGGAAUCCUAGAGGACAGUCCAGAUUGAAUUUUAAUAAAGUUGAAAAGAAUUUAAUAGAUGAAAGUAAGGCAGACUGUGAUAUUAGUAUUAAGAAAAGUAUACUGGAAGAUCCUUUAGAGAAAGAUUUAGAAUGUUUGGGUGAUGAAGGCAACAGUCAUUUAGUUGCUGGUGCAAUAAAACGGGAGAUUUUAACAGAAAAAUCUGUAAUUCUGAAGCCUUUAAUUCCUAAUACAAAUCAAGUGCAUGAUUUAAAAAAGUCUGACCAUGGACCUAAAACAGCUGUUGACCCAAACUUCAUAUCAGAAUUCUACAAUAACUCAAGAUUACAUCACAUAUCCCAAUUAGGGGCAUGUUUUAAACAACACGUCAAUGAACUUAGAGAGAAAAGUGAAUUUGUGUUACCAGGUAGAAGUGACUUAAAAGAGAGGAUACUGGCUUUAAAUAGUUCAAAUAAUUUGUCUCCACUAAACUUUGAAAAAGGAAAGACAAUAAUGCAUAUUGACAUGGACUGCUUUUUUGUAUCAGUUGGUUUACGACAAAGACCAGAUCUGCGAGGCAUGCCUGUUGCUGUGACUCAUUCUAAAGGAGGACAUCCUCGUCCUAAAAGGCCUGGUGUAGACAGGGAUGUAGAGAUCAGUCUAUAUAAACAGAAACAAAUAAAAAAAAUAGGCAAAGCUACAGGUAAGCCAGAGGAUGAGAUAGAAUUUGAGAGUAGAUUGGACUGCAUUGCUGAUGAGGGUGAUAAAUUCGGCUCCAUGAGUGAAAUAGCUUCAUGUUCUUAUGAAGCUAGGGCUAAAGGUGUUGGAAAUGGAAUGUUCAUGGGAGCAGCCUUAAAACUGUGUCCAGAUAUACAAACCAUUCCAUAUGACUUUGAAGGAUACAAAGAGGUGGCAUAUACCUUGUAUAACACAAUAGCUCAGUACACUCUAGAUAUAGAGGCUGUGUCUUGUGAUGAAAUGUAUGUUGAUUGUACAGAUCUUUUGAAAGAAAUUGAUGCAAGCGUCCAAGAUUUUGCAACAGCAUUGAGGGAUGAAAUUAAAAACAAAACUGGAUGUCCAUGCUCUACUGGCUUUGGUGGCAACAGAUUACAAGCGAGACUGGCUACAAAAAGGGCAAAACCAGAUGGUCAGUUUUUUCUUACUGCUGAACUUGUUGAAGAUUUUAUGUUUGACAUAAAACUCAGGGAUUUACCUGGAGUAGGCAGACAGACAGCUCAAAAAUUGGAAUCUAUUGGACAUCUAACUUGUGGGUCAUUACAAAGUUUAACAAUAGCUGCUUUAAAGAGUCACUUGGGGAAUAAAACUGGAGCUCAGCUAUUUGAUCAAUGUCGCGGACGUGAUGCAAACCCUCUAACAUUCCAUACAAUUAGGAAAUCAGUCUCUGCUGAAGUAAAUUAUGGUAUCAGAUUUGAAAAUAAUGAACAAUGCAUAGAUUUCUUGAAACAGUUGUCUACUGAAGUUCACUCUAGAAUGCAACAAUUUAAAGUUUUGGCAAAGUGCAUAACAUUAAAACUUAUGGUCAGAGCUGAAGAUGCCCCUGUUGAAACUGCGAAAUUUAUGGGUCAUGGCUUUUGUGAUGUCAUCAAUAAAUCCACUUCAUUAAAUACUUCUACAAACGAUAUUGAAGUAAUUACUGCAGAAGUUAUUUCAUUGUGUAAGAAGCAGAAAAUUGAUCCUAAAGAAUUGAGAGGGAUAGGUAUUCAGAUGACUAAAUUAGAAUCUGCUAAUGUGAAAUGCACUAAAGGCGCCAUAAGUAAAUUCUUAACCACGAAACCUGUGAAGAAAGAUAACCAGAAUAAAAAUGUAAGUGUUGUUCCUGUAAUAUCAGUGAAAAAUGACGUCAAUAAUGACGUAGCUACUAAAAAUUCUACUACACCAAAAAAAGCAAAAAUAAAAUCCCCCAUUGAGAAGUCACCAGGUUCAGGCACUGUUAAGUCACCAACUGGGAAACGAAGAGGCAGGCCCCCAAAGAAUGCUAAGACUGUUACUUCAAAAACCUGUAUAAGCAAAUUUCUGCAAGGAGAAACUCUCAUCAAAGAUACACCAUAUAAAAAUCCAAUGAUUCAACAAAAAGUGGACGAAAAGCCUGUAGUAAAAUCAAAGAUAAAAGAAGAAGAACCACAAGGUCUUCUGUCGCUACCUUGGGAAAGGGUUAGAGAACUAUUGCGAGCAUGGCUAGAAAGCGGGCAAGUACCCUUGCCCUGCGAUACGGAUAUGAUAGCUUCCUAUAUGCGUGAAAUGGUUAUUAAGAGAAACAUAGAUAAGUUAAAUAUUUUGCUGAAUUUUCUUAGAAGACGAACUCAUGAAUUGAAUAAUGACGAUUGGAAACAAGUGUAUAGUUAUGUUCUUGAACAAGUUCAAAACGCUAUGAUCGCUGUUUAUGGAAAAGGGCUGUGGGUUGAGGAUUACUGAAUGAUAAAGAUAAAUAAAACAAAUAAUUCUUUACACAUUUACUUUUUAUUUCCCAUUUUUCAGAUUCUAGUCUAGAAAGAAAAAAUACGUAUUUAAGAUAUUGAUAAAACUUUUGUGUUCUUUAUUGCAUUGUAUCACUUGCUAAAGUAGGCUUUAAACUGUUAAUAACACUAUAUAGUUUAGUGCCUAGAGAUAUAAACAUUUGGCAGUUCUAAGAAAAAUAGUACCGCGUGUUUGAA